AUGUUCUACAAAUUUCAGAGGGAGUUUCAAAAUGCAAUUUUUAAUUGUGGGGUUUACAAAGUACAAAUAGAGGAAGCUGUUGAGGAGUUUGAAGUUGCAGAUAAUACAAGGAAGAAAACAUAUCAUGUGACUUUUAUUCCUGAUUCUCAUGAUUGUUUUUGCUCUUGUAAGAUGUUUGAAUCCAUGGGAAUAUUAUGUCGGCAUGUGCUUUUUGUGAUAAAAGGGAAGUUUUUGACUGAAAUUCCAGAGCAACAUAUAUUGCAUCGGUGGACUAAAGAUGCUUCAAAAAAACCCAUUUUCGACUUUUGUGAGGACUUUGAUGACCAUCUUGAGUUAUUAUUGGAAAGGUUAUCUGCUUUUGAGGAGGAAAUGAAACCUGGAAAAGAAAAUGUUGAGCAACAAUCUAAAGACAAGCAUAUUGAGUUGUUCGUUGGUUCUAAUAUAGUAUCAGGUGGUAUACUUCCUCCAAACAAGUCUUCAAACAAAGGAAGUGGUACGGGAAAGAGAAAGAAAGUGAUCAAGAGAUAG
Beta vulgaris subsp. vulgaris (sugar beet) is the source of this 528-nucleotide messenger RNA. Its product is annotated as protein FAR1-RELATED SEQUENCE 1-like. Gene Ontology annotation, biological process: regulation of DNA-templated transcription. NCBI's taxonomy places the organism in Eukaryota, Viridiplantae, Streptophyta, Magnoliopsida, Caryophyllales, Amaranthaceae. The transcript is spliced from 2 exons. Gene Ontology annotation, molecular function: zinc ion binding. The record is from RefSeq and is a predicted model, not a curated record. The coding region runs from base 1 to 528 and encodes 175 amino acids.